Messenger RNA from Xylaria bambusicola, 2635 nucleotides. RefSeq lists its product as uncharacterized. The record is from RefSeq and is a predicted model, not a curated record. Lineage: Eukaryota; Fungi; Ascomycota; Sordariomycetes; Xylariales; Xylariaceae. The transcript is spliced from 3 exons. Bases 32 to 2329 code for a protein of 765 amino acids.
CAUCAUCAUAUCAUAGUGUAUACCUGCGAUCAUGGACACUGGACAAGAUGCUUCAGGUUCGCAAGGUAGCCACUAUCCCAUCUAUGUUGGAAUAUGGACCAAUUGGUCUCGAGGUCAAGUUAUGGGGUCGACUCUAACUAUAAGUCGUCGAGAUGCUAAUUUACUUAUUGCAUUCACGGCAUUCUUUGUUGCUUUUGUUACAACCCGCGUCUGGAGGAUUAUCUGUUUUAUGUUCCACCGAUUCCACUCGACAGCCGAUCCACAGGACGCAGUUCAUCACCAACAUCAGACAAUCUUGCGAAAUUCUUCAUCGCCUGAGAGCGGAAUUCAGAUGCUGCUCUGCCUAUUAUGGGCAAAUCGUAGCUCUGAACGAUGGCUCCGCCCGCUCCCACCAACCAUCGUAGCAAUCGUCUGUCUCAGUAUGUUUACCAUUGCAGGUGGAUUUUCUUCUCAAAUAUCGACAGCGGUUGGCAAUGAAGUAUUAAUCAAAAGCUCUAACUGCGGGUUUACAUCUGUACCCGUGUCAGGCGAUGACGUCUCGUAUGUACCUGAAGAAUCCAACAUAGCUACUGCCAUUGAUAAUGCAGCCAACUAUGCGCAACAAUGUUAUUCGAACGAAAAUACCGGGUUGCUUGAUUGUAAUAGGUUCCCUACACAGGAAGUGCCAAAAGUUAUAGAUACACAAGCCAGUUGCCCCUUUAAACCCCAUCUAUGCCGAACUGACUCCACGAACUUACGCCUCGAUUCUGGGUACCUGGACAGUCAUAAAAUCUUUGGCUUGAAUGCUCCACCUCAUAACAGAAUCUCGUUCAGAAAUGUACUCCACUGCGCACCGUUAACGACGACUGGAUUUGGGGAUGCGAGGAAUUCAUCGAUUGGACCGUACACCUUCUACCGAUACGGAACGAAUGCUAAUUCCGACUUCGACUACGUGCACGCAGCUCCAUCCCUUGAAUCACAAUACGCGAGAGUGGCGUCCAAAGAUAUAAUACUUGGAUACACCAACCAGGCCCUAAGUGUAUAUUCCUCAAUCGUCAAAAAUGAAACAACUUAUGCGGCUGCUUCAGAUUUUCGGCCGAUAGAUGACAUAUUUAGGAAGGAUGGGGACAUAUACCUUGCUUUUUUAUCUGGAAACGGUGUCAUAUUUACGGAACCGUCGGAUGACCUAUGGUAUCAUCUAACCAUUGCCCCUGAUUCUAUCAACAUAGACGAUGUGAACUCAGGCACUUCUCUAUUCUAUAUCCCGGGAGAGCCCGCGUCACCCCUUGGCUGUACUGAUCAAUAUCAGUUUUGUAGUAAUGCAUUUGAAGGCACAAGUGGAUGUGGUCCAUUAGCAAGCUUACGAGAUGCGAUUCAAGGAGCUGCUCCUUUUUUUAAUAUGACUUAUGUCGAUUUUGCGACUAACUCUUUUAAGAAUGAAAUGGGGGCUCGUUUUCUAUAUUUCAUGAAUUCUUUUUUUGCAAGUUCUACUGCAAACAUAUACUACGUUCUACAACAGCUUGGGGCAGCAGGCCUAACCUCUCAGAAAACUUUACUUGCGGGGUUUCAAGGGCCAAUAGCACCUAACCAGUGGCAGCGUGAUGUUACUCAUUGGUGGGACAUAUCGAUGGCUACUAUGCAGUCCGAAUUUUUCGAAAUGGCCUAUCUCCCCGAUGAUUCGGACUUACACGAAGCGCGUUUUAACUACACGGCUUCUGCUUUCCAAAAGUCAUGUACCAAUCAGAAGAUACGGACAUCAGCAUAUGCCUCGUUCAGCUUAUUCGGCCUCUUUUUUACACUAACUGUUGGGCUACUCCUAGCCUUAGUGUCUUACCUCUUGGAGCCCAUAUCUGGAUGGCUUCGCAGAAGAAAUGGCUACAAUCAAUACCCUCAUCUAGAGUGGACAACAACCUCUACACUACAGCUGCAGCGUCUAUUACACGAGGAGGUAGGAUUUGGCACCUGGUCUGCAGGAACUGAGACCAUUCCGGUUACUAAACCAGGUGAGGUGCUUGGUUCUUUAGAUAUCACAAAUCCGAAGCAUCCGGUCCUACGUCGGCCCACGGAUACCGCUGGCGCACCAUCUUCCACUCGGGAAUCUGCAGAGACCGAACACAGCAUAACCAGCAACGAAUCAGAGCAUACAUAUGUCUCUCUAACACUAUCUAAUUAUCAUAUCGAUGCUCAAGAAAUAGUUAAUGCGAAUUCCCAGAAUGAGUCAGGACGCGAUGAAACGCAAGCCCAAGAGCAAGAACCGAACACGAAUCCAAGCACAGCACCGCCAGGCGACAGCACGCCAUUGGAACAAAUUGUUCAGUCAGUAGAUUCUAGAAAUACGACAAUCCCCUAGAAUACCACAGGGGGCUCAAUUGCUGUGUCUGUGAGCGUCCCAAGGCAGACUUAGGUACACUCAUAUGCAGCAGAAGUACAUGUUAUGAUGAUCCUAGGCUUGAAGUUCACAUUGGUUGAAAAGGGGGAGAGGACGCAGUACAUGUUCUGCAGGAUCUUUUUUCUUCCCUUUGCUUUGUCCUCGCCUCAUGCUUUGGUAAAUAAAUAUGUAUUCAUAGUUAUAUCAUCCUCUCUUCCAAUAUCAUAGCCAGCCGUAUUGCAUCGAGUGUAAAAGAUUGAGCACAGGCAUCUGGAACCUAAAUUGACU